Thamnophis elegans (Western terrestrial garter snake) is the source of this 960-nucleotide messenger RNA. It is a transcript of the gene PEX11A, whose product is annotated as peroxisomal biogenesis factor 11 alpha. Bases 55 to 789 code for a protein of 244 amino acids. The record is from RefSeq and is a predicted model, not a curated record. The transcript is spliced from 3 exons. Gene Ontology annotation, cellular component: peroxisomal membrane. Gene Ontology annotation, biological process: regulation of peroxisome size; peroxisome fission. NCBI's taxonomy places the organism in Eukaryota, Metazoa, Chordata, Lepidosauria, Squamata, Natricidae.
AACAGCUGAUUCCUGUCCAGAGUUCGGAGCGGUCCGGCGGGGCUUGCAGGUGGCAUGAUGGAGGCUUUUGUGCACUUCACCAACCAGACGCAGGGUCGGGAGCGACUCUUUCGAGCAACUCAGUACUCAUGCAUGCUGCUUAGCUAUAUUUUAGAGCGUAAGAGUCACCGAGAGAAAGUGGUUAUGAAGCUCAGACUUCUGGAAUCAAGCAUGAGCUCAGGACGCAAGAUGUUUCGACUUGGCAAUAUUGUGCAUGCCAUGGUGGCCACCCAUCAAGCUUCCCAGUUGCCCUACGCCGUUCCUCGCUUCUGUCUGACAGCCUCCAAUGUGAACCGGGUGAUGUACUUCGCCUGUGACACCGUCUUGUGGGUGAAGAGCAUUGGGCUCCUCUCGGAGAUCAACCAGAAGAAGUGGCGCAACUGGGCGACCAAGUGCUACUACUAUUCCCUGGUGAUAAACCUGAUCAAGGAUUUUUAUGAGCUCUGCUGGCGCAUGAAGCAGACAGCGUGCAGCCAGAAGCCUGAAAAGGCCUUGACUCUUGGCAAGAAGAAGUUCCAAUUCCUUACCAACGGGGAGCUACAGACUUUCCUCCUGCUUGUGUUCUUCACAUUAAAGGACUAUCCACCCCUCUUGCUGGAUACGGUGAAGAACCUUUGUGACAUCUUCAGCCCGUUGGACCGUCUGGGCAUCUACAAGACCAACCCUGGAGUUAUAGGGUUGUGUGGUCUUAUCUCCUCCCUGGUGGGAAUCCUUACUGUGAUGAGGCCGCACUUACGGUUGAAACACUGAGGUUCUAUCAGGGCUUCCCUUUGGCACGGCGGCAUUUCACCCUUGGUGCAUAUUGGCUUCCCCUCUUUGAUGAUGGAGCUUGGUCCUCCCUACCCCUAGUAGCAAGGGACGCGGUGGCUCAGUGGCUAAGAUGCUGAACUUGUCUAUCAGAAAGAUCGGCAGUUCGGCGGU